Molecule: messenger RNA, 1857 nt
Organism: Cyphellophora europaea CBS 101466
Lineage: Eukaryota; Fungi; Ascomycota; Eurotiomycetes; Chaetothyriales; Cyphellophoraceae
Exons: 2
Coding region: 1-1857 (618 amino acids)
Biological process (GO): carbohydrate metabolic process
Molecular function (GO): beta-glucosidase activity
Source: RefSeq, a predicted model, not a curated record
AUGGCGCUACUGCUGCAACUUGUGCUGGGGACUGUCGCCCUAGGUCAGCAAGUCUACAUUCCCGCAGAGGGUCCAACGACUCGGUCGCAAUGCUCUACCCCAACUUCGACUCAACCUGCGUACUCUCAUACGUCUUUUAGCUACACACUUACCGAGACUGUGAGGUAUGCUACUUCAGUAGCUUCACCCACGACCACAUCAACCUAUGCUCCGCCACCAGCGUCUGUAACCUCUCUGAUUUCCUCACUCUCAUACACCACCUGGGGGAGAUGGGAUCCCAAUGCCACAGCUUCCGCAAAUGACACCGACAACCCAUAUGGCGAGGCUGCAUGGACAGCUCUGUGGGAACUCGCCAACCCUCCCAACUUCACAGAGACGAGCGUCUACAGCGCGACCGUUUCCCCAACUGCCAUCCCCAGCAGUGAACUGGUCCUUCCACCAAGAGACUACUUUGGCCCAACGGAUUGUUACAACUUUCCGGAGGGCUUCGCCUUUGGUGUUGCGAGCUCGGCAUCCCAGAUUGAAGGCGCCACGGCACAAGAGGGCAAAUCACCCUCACUGAUGGACAUUCUCGUGCAAGACGACCGGGCAAAAGACUACGUCACUAACGAGCACUACUACUAUUACAAGCAGGACAUCGAACGAGUCGCCGCUAUGGGUGUCAAAUACUUCUCCUUCAGCAUAGCGUGGACUCGCAUUCUGCCGUUUGCCUUGCCUGGCACCCCGGUCAAUCAGCAAGGCAUCGACCACUAUAACGAUGUUAUCAACUUCAUCCUGGAGAAGGGCAUGGUUCCCGAAGUCACCUUGCUUCACUUCGACACACCGUUGCAGUUCUAUGGCGACAAUCAAAGCACGGCUGCCGAUCCUCCAGAGAUCGGCUAUGUCAAUGGCGCAUAUCAAAACGAAUCCUUCCCGGACGCCUUUGUCAACUAUGCUAAGGUUGCCAUGACCCACUUUGCCGACCGUGUACCUGUGUGGUAUACCUUCAACGAGCCGCUGCUCUACUCAUACAACGGCGUGUCUAUCGAUCACGUUAUCAAGUCUCACGCCCGAGUCUACCACUUCUACAAAGAGGAGUUGGGUGGCACGGGAAAGCUGGCAUUGAAGUUCAACAAUAACUUCGGCGUCCCCCGAGACCCAACCAGCGAAGCCGACAUCACCGCCGCCGACCACUUCAACUCCUUCCAGCUCGGCCCCUUCUGCAACCCCAUCUACCUCGGCCUCGACUACCCGGACUCGUUCAAGUCCACCAUCUCCGACUACGUGCCCCUCAACGCGACCGACCUUGCCUACCUCAACGGCACCGCCGACUUCCUCGGCAUUGACCCCUACACCGCCACGGUCAUCGCCCCUCCCACUCCGGACUCCAUCGACUCCAUCGCUUCGUGCGCCGCCAACGCCUCCUCGCCCUUCCGCCCCUACUGCGUCAACCAAACCACCCUGACCACCACAGGCUGGAACGUCGGCUACCGCAGCCAAUCCUACGUCUACCUCACCCCAACCUACCUGCGCCUCUACCUCAACUACCUCUACAACACCUUUUUGACCCCCAUCGUCAUCACCGAAUUCGGCUUCCCCGUCUUUGCGGAAGCCACCAAGGACCUGCCAGACCAGCUCUUCGACACGCCGCGCUCCCUCUACUACCUCAGCUUCAUGAGCGAGGUCCUCAAGUCCAUCUGGGAGGACGGCGUCGACGUCCAGGGCGCGUUCGCGUGGAGUUUCGCCGACAACUGGGAGUUUGGCGACUAUGACGCGCAUUUUGGGAUUCAGACCGUGAAUCGCACCACGCAAGAGAGGGGGUAUAAGAAGAGUUUUUUCGAUUUUGUGGAUUUCAUGCGCGCCAGGGGGGUGGAGUGA